Chiloscyllium plagiosum (whitespotted bambooshark) is the source of this 1352-nucleotide messenger RNA. The record is from RefSeq and is a predicted model, not a curated record. Lineage: Eukaryota; Metazoa; Chordata; Chondrichthyes; Orectolobiformes; Hemiscylliidae.
GAACCGUGAUGUGCAAUAAAUGACAUUGCAAUAGCGGAAGUAAACGGGUGAGGAGGGAACAGGCAGAGAUUUCUGUUUUGGUUCAGAAGCUGAUCCUGUCGCACUCCCCCCCCCUCCCCCCCCGUAAGGAGGCUCCAGUUGCUCGGCUGGAAAAGCAGACCCACGGCUCACAUCGGCCUUCACUCACUCCGUCACUGCCAAGACUUUAAGAUGUCGAAGAAGCUGUUGCUCUUAGAUGUUGACUGUGGGGUGGAUGAUGCCCAAGCGAUCAUGAUGGCUCUUGCAGCUCCUGAUGUACACAUCCUGGGUAUAAUGUGUACUCAUGGAAAUACAAACAUUGAAAACGUGUGCAAAAAUGUACUUCGAGUGCUAAAGGUUUGCCAGAGAACAGAGAUUGAUGACAAAAUGGCUGUUGUGAAACGUCUCAAUAAGAAUAUGCCAUUUAGUCCCUUUGGCCUGAUUGACCAUGCAGUCUCGCUUGUGGCUACUGGCCCCCUGACCAACAUUGCUCUGGCAUUUAAGAUGGACCGCACCUUUCCAUCGAAGUUAAAGCAUCUGUACAUCAUGGGAGGAAACAUGGAAAGCAGGGGGAAUGUGGCGAUCUGUUCUGAGUUUAACUUUGCAGCAGAUCCUGAAGCAGCUUAUAUUGUCUUGAAUCACUUUGCUUGUCCCAUGUAUAUUGCAACUUGGGAAUAUUGCCUUCGCCAUGUGCUACCUUGGGAGUUUUUUAAGGAGUGGGUAAACCAAGGCACUGAGAAAGCUUGCUUCAUGAAGAAGAUAACAACGCACAGUGAAAAAUUUGCCAAAGACAAGCAAGGUGAUAGAGAGAUGUAUUUCGGACCUGGCUUUGUGUCCUGUGAUUCUUUUGCAGUGGCAGCUGCUAUUGAUGAGAGUGUUGUUACUGAAUACAUACGAUAUGGAGUGAGCGUGGAGUUACAAGGUUCAGUAACCAGAGGGAUGAUGAUUGUGGAUACACUUAACGCACUGCAAAAAGAAAAUCAAGCUUUUAUUAUGACGAAAUGUGAUGUUGAGAAGUUAAAGCAGCUCAUGAUGUCUGCUCUGAAGUAGCAGGCUAAAUAACACGGGCAAAAAGAAAAUUGAUCACAAACAUCAGUAGACUUUUUAGAGUGCAUAGUGUGAAUUUGCCUUUACUGUCAAGUGACUUUUUUUCCUGUUUUCUAUCAAUUCGCUAGAAUGUUUCUUUCACUUCUUCUUGGUUUUGCCACUCCCCUUAUAAUUUUCUCCUAAAAGCAUAGGGUAGGACUCACUGGGUUACACCACCAAGGAUAUAUUUCCCUCCCCUCCCCUAUCAGCAUUCCGUAAAGACCACUCCCUCCGUGACUCCCUCGUCA